CAUUGACCAUUAAAUCGCUCCCCGUAAAGACCAUGCUGCCGACGACGCAGUCCUGUGGAAAAACGGCGCGGAAGAUGCUCGAGACGCUGCCAGCUAUAUUCGCAGGGCAUGUUGCAUUCGCAUCAACAACACACGAAAGUCAUCGAGGCGCCACGGAGGAGCAAUUGCAGCUCGAGCUCUCAUGCAGACCACAGCUGCACGACCUCGAUGUCAUCGGCGCGGUCAGUGAAAGAAUUCAGUCGAAAGCUUUGAUGCAUUCCGCAUUUUUCCUUCCGCUUUCGCAGGAGGAAUCGCAAUGCUAAGAGCGAAUCUCCACCGCUGAAAGGCGAAGUACCAUUCCGGCACGAUCGAAGCAUGAUAUCGCGUACAAGCAAGGUCUUUGACGCUCCAGCCUUCUCGGCAUGCAUAUGGACAUUGAAAUCCCCAAGCAUCGACUUUGGAGAUGC
Zymoseptoria tritici IPO323 is the source of this 446-nucleotide messenger RNA. RefSeq lists its product as uncharacterized. The transcript has a single exon. Bases 33 to 302 code for a protein of 89 amino acids. NCBI's taxonomy places the organism in Eukaryota, Fungi, Ascomycota, Dothideomycetes, Mycosphaerellales, Mycosphaerellaceae. The record is from RefSeq and is a predicted model, not a curated record.